This is a messenger RNA of Medicago truncatula (barrel medic), 842 nucleotides long. RefSeq names its product protein GLUTAMINE DUMPER 5. Gene Ontology annotation, biological process: regulation of amino acid export. Bases 112 to 408 code for a protein of 98 amino acids. The transcript has a single exon. NCBI's taxonomy places the organism in Eukaryota, Viridiplantae, Streptophyta, Magnoliopsida, Fabales, Fabaceae. The record is from RefSeq and is a predicted model, not a curated record.
CUAAGCCUUCAUGAUCCAAUAAAAACCCAAACCCUAGACUUGAAACAAGGUGAGAGAUUAAUAAUAAUAGAGAAAAUUUAUUAAUUUUUUUUGUGUAUAAGUGAUUCCAAUAUGGAUGUAGCAGCUGGUGGUGGUUUCAAAAAUGUUACAUCUCCCACUCCUUACCUCUUUGGUGGCCUAGCUCUCAUGCUUGCAAUUAUAGCAUUUGCAUUAAUUAUCUUAGCAUGCACUUGUCAAGAAAAUUCUUUAUCUACAAACGCUGGUGGAUAUGAAGAGAAAGAUACCAAGAAUGUGGAAAUGGUGGUGGAUUUAGAGCCUAAGAUUGUUGUAAUAAUGGCUGGAGAUACUAAUCCUACAUACUUGGCUAAACCUCUAUCAUCAACAUGCCAUACUGAAGAAAUGGUUUAGAAGUAUGCAUGGUUUUUUCAUAGUUUUAAGUUAUGGAAUAUCUCUCAAAAAAAAAGUUAUGGAAUAUGGUUGUGGGUUACCUUGAUGCAAAUGUUUAUAUUACAAGAAUGUUCAUUUGACGCAGGCGAAAUUAAGGGUGUGAUGUCAUUGCAGAAAGCUAAAAACGCUCAAUUAUGCAGCCACGAUUGCAGUUGCGGACCAUAAUUUAAAACCAUGAAAGGAUUUCUUGAAUGAAAUCAUCAGCGAAAUGGAGAGAAGAUAAAUAACAAAGAUACUAAUUAAUGUUUUAUGUCCAUUGACAUUUAUUUGUACUAUUCCUUGUGUUGAUUUUGUGAAGUCUUAGAGUAGUAAUGAUAUAUAUAAGGUGUGAUGGUUUUAGAUUUUGUAGGGAUGAUUUUGAAAGAAUUGAAUUCCGUUUGUAUGUAAUUUAUUUG